UGUCUCCUUCAAAGCAAACAAACCCUAAUUUCUUAAUUUGAGCAAAGGAAGGCCCUCGCUUAUAAUUUGAAGGUACAAAUUUAUCCUUUUAUCUCAAAUAAAAACACCCAUUAUAAGAUGACGUUCCUCUAAUGAGCUAAAAUUCGAAAUCAUCUUCUGCUCAAAAAUUGGAAGAAGGUCUGGCAACCUUUGUGUCUCUAUCGAUGGUUUUAUUGGCGAGUCCUUCUGAAUUUUGGGUUUAUAAAUCACUGGUUUAGAAGGCGCCAUCAAGCACAUUCGUACAAGAACAGCAAUUUCACUCGGUGAGUUUCUUUAUCAGUACCAUAUGAUGCUUGGUGUCUUCUGUAGAAAAUUAGGGUUAAAUCAUAGGAGCAUUACUCUAUUAGACUCAAAGACCCAACUGGGUCAGGGUGUUUUUCCUUUUGAUGCAUUAUUCAUAACCAGACGUUUCUCAUCUAAUUUACCUCUGAAAUCAAAUAACGACUCGUUUACUAUUUCAUACCUCAUAAAUUCAUGUGGGUUAUCCCCAGAAUCCGCUAAAUCCGUCUCUAAGGAACUGCACUUUAAAAGCCCCAAUAAACCGGACUCCAUCCUUAGCUUUCUCAGAGAUCUUGGACUCACCGAUACACAAAUCUCCAAAGUUGUCAGGCGACGGCCCCGUUUGCUUUUGCGUGAUCUCAAUAAAAGAGUUUUGCCCAAUCUUGGUUUUCUUCGUUCUUUAGGGGUUUCUAGCAAUGACCUUCCAAAGAUGAUUAGUGGGAAUCCAGAUUUCCUGUUUCGGAGCUUGGAGCGGCAUCUGAUCCCGUCUUAUAAUAUCCUUAAAAGUUUACUUCUUUCUGAUGAGAAAGUAUUCAAGACUUUGAUACGCUUGUCACCAAUUGAUUUGUCCAGCGUGAAGAAGAACUUUACUCUCAAUUUACUGGUCUUAAGAGAGCUUGGAAUGCCUGAAUCCACCAUCUCCCUUUUUGUGACUAGCAGUCCUAAACGUAUGUGCCAGAAUGUGGACAAAUUUAGUAGAAAUGUCAAGGAAAUUAUAGGGAUGGGAUUUAAUCCUGUAAAAUCUGUAUUUGCUUUUGCACUCGGAGUGAAAUCACAAAUGUCCCCGAUAACAUGGAAAGGUAAAAUAGAAGUUUUUAGGACGUGGGGUUUGUUAGAAGAUGAGAUUUUGUUGGCUUUCAGAAAGUAUCCAUUGUUUAUGAUUUUGUCCGAGAAGACAAUUAUGAAAAAGAUGGAUUUUCUUGUUAAUGAGAUGGGUUGCCAGCCUGCUGUUCUAGCCAGAACUCCAGCUGUUUUAACUUACAGUUUGGAGAAGAGGAUUGUCCCGAGGUGUUCUGUUAUAAAAGUUUUGCUUCUAAAGGGUUUGAUCAAGGAAACAAUCAGUUUACUUUCGUUUUUACCACGUCCCGACAAGAGCUUCUUAGAGUCGUUCGUGAUCAAGCAUGAAGAACAAGUGCCUCAAUUGAUGGAUGUUUUCAAAGGGAAAACUGAUCUUGCAGAAGUAUGUUUUGGGUUUGGUGAAAAAUGUAGCGCUCCAAGGGCACAGCGUGCAGCAAAUUAAUAGAAACCAAUGUUCCUAUUGA
Hevea brasiliensis (rubber tree) is the source of this 1580-nucleotide messenger RNA. RefSeq names its product transcription termination factor MTERF5, chloroplastic-like. Bases 326 to 1558 code for a protein of 410 amino acids. The record is from RefSeq and is a predicted model, not a curated record. Gene Ontology annotation, biological process: chloroplast organization; regulation of DNA-templated transcription. Gene Ontology annotation, molecular function: double-stranded DNA binding. Gene Ontology annotation, cellular component: chloroplast. The transcript has a single exon. Lineage: Eukaryota; Viridiplantae; Streptophyta; Magnoliopsida; Malpighiales; Euphorbiaceae.